Messenger RNA from Chelmon rostratus (copperband butterflyfish), 3891 nucleotides. RefSeq names its product GTP binding protein 2a (gene gtpbp2a). The transcript has 12 exons. Gene Ontology annotation, molecular function: GTPase activity; translation elongation factor activity; GTP binding. NCBI's taxonomy places the organism in Eukaryota, Metazoa, Chordata, Actinopteri, Chaetodontiformes, Chaetodontidae. The record is from RefSeq and is a predicted model, not a curated record. Gene Ontology annotation, biological process: translational elongation. Bases 217 to 2046 code for a protein of 609 amino acids.
ACGAAAGUCUCGGACGAAGCUGUUAUUGUUCGGUUUGGAGAGUUUGGGACAGCCGGUGCUUUGUCUUUAUUUUGGGGGGUGUAAGCUACCACUAGCAGGCGUAUUCCAUUCUAAUACAAAUACCUGCAUGCUCGGGCUGAGGUUUAUUUUUGAAUGAUAUAGCAUUAUAUUAAUCCUGGUAGUGGUAAGCUAACAAGUUAAGUCGCAGAGUAGCUGAUGGAUGCGCGGGUAUCGGAGUUAUUUUGCUCAGGAAAUGGACACGGCUCCGGAUCUCAAAGUGCUGCGGCCAACGUCAAAGCGGGAAAUGGCUAUGGGGUAGCCCCCAAAAAAGCUUGUGUAAAGAACAACAAGAAAUCCAAGGCUCGGUUCUCUCGCAACUUCAAACCAAGCAAUAACACCCCAUAUCUACCUCCAGAGGCUGAAGAGGGAAACAUAGAGUACAAGUUGAAGCUGGUGAACCCCACACAAUACCGUUUCGAGCACCUGGCAACACAAAUGAAAUGGCGACUGCAGGAGGGUCGAGGCGAAGCUGUCUAUCAAAUAGGUGUUGAGGAUAAUGGCAUGCUGGUGGGACUGUCAGAGGAAGAUAUGAAGGCGUCACUGAAGACACUCCACAAGCUGGCAGAGAAAGUUGGAGCUGACAUCACUGUUCUCAGAGAGCGAGAAGUGGACUAUGACUCUGAUGUGCCUCGUAAAAUUGCUGAGGUUCUUAUUCGCAAGGUGCCAGAUGACCAGCAGUUCUUGGACCUGCGAGUAGCCGUACUGGGUAAUGUGGACUCUGGCAAAUCCACUCUAUUGGGUGUUUUGACACAGGGUGAGCUGGACAAUGGACGGGGAAGAGCGAGGCUCAACCUCUUCAGACAUCUGCAUGAGAUCCAGACUGGACGCACUUCAAGCAUCAGCUUUGAAAUCCUUGGCUUCAAUAGUAAAGGAGAGAUUGUGAAUUACAGUGAGUCUCGGACAGCAGAGGAGAUUUGUGAAAGUGCCUCUAAAAUGAUCACAUUCAUUGAUCUGGCGGGUCACCACAAGUACCUGAAGACCACCAUCUUUGGCCUCACCAGCUACUGUCCAGAUUUCGCUAUGCUGGUUGUCAGCGCAAAUACUGGUAUUGCUGGUACGACACGGGAGCAUCUUGGAAUUGCCAUGGCCCUAAAGGUGCCCAUCUUCAUCGUCAUCAGUAAGGUGGACCUCUGUACGCGGGCCACAGUGGAGCGCACUGUGCGGCAGUUGGAGCGUGUCCUGAAGCAGCCGGGCUGCAACAAGGUGCCCAUGGUCGUAGGCAGUACAGACGAUGCAGUCACAGCAGCGCAGCAGUUCGCCCAGUCACCCAACGUCACACCCAUUUUCACCUUGUCCAGCGUGUCUGGAGAGAGUCUAGACUUGCUCAAGGUCUUCUUCAACAUCAUCCCGCCUCUCAGCAACAGCAAGGAGCAGGAGGAGCUUAUGCAACAGCUAACUGAGUUUCAGGUGGAUGAGAUCUACACAGUGCCAGAGGUGGGGACUGUGGUGGGGGGUACUCUGUACAGUGGUAUUUGCCGUGAGGGAGAUCAUCUUGUGGUAGGGCCCACAGACUCGGGCCAGUUCCACAAACUGACCAUUGGGAGCAUCCAAAGGAAUCGCUCAGCAUGCAGGGUACUCAGGGCCGGCCAGGCUGCCACACUUGCCCUGGGCAACUUUGACCGGUCGCUACUACGCAAGGGCAUGGUGAUGGUGAGUCCAGAGAUGGAUCCGACCAUCUGCUGGAUGUUUGAGGCUGAGAUUGUGCUGCUCUUCCAUGCAAAGACCUUCCACAAAGGCUUCCAGGUUACUGUGCACAUUGGUAAUGUGAGACAGACCGCCACUGUGGAAGCUGUGUAUGGCAAGGAGGAGCUGAGGACAGGGGAGAAAGCAGUGGUCCUCUUCAAGUUCAUCAAGCACCCAGAAUACCUGAAGGUGGGAGCUAAGGUGCUCUUCAGAGAGGGCGUGACCAAAGGUAUCGGCCAUGUCACCAAGUUGCAGCCCAUCUCCCAGUACCGACCAUCCCAAAGCGAUGAUGACGAAGCGUAAAGUUUCUGUGAGAACCAAAACAGAAAACACCGUCCUGCCCAAAAACAAGGUGCUUUACAAAGAACCUCCUGCUUUCUCCAAAGGUCACUCUGCCCUUGUCCCUUUCACAAUAUUUCAUUGUUGUCUUCUUGUUGUCAUCCUCCUCAUUUGUCCUUUUCAGCCUUUUAAAUAACUGCUGAUAUUUUCUGUUGAGGUGUAAAGAGUGUUGCUUUUCAUGCCACUGAUAAGAGGCAGCCGCCUCUUCAACACAUUUACUUAGCAAGACCGCAUCGUUGUAAUGCACAGAUCAAUAAGUGACAACAAGGAAAUUGCUCUCUCACACCUACAUUGAAGUGCUACUUACACAGUUUACACAUAAAUGCACUCCUAACACGCUUGGAUAAAAGAUACACACACUUGCACUGAAACACAAAUGCCAGUUGAUAUACCUUUGGCAGAUAAUCGUUUACAAACUCAACAGUUGCAAGUAUCAGAUGCUUGGACAUCAAGAUGUGACCUGUAUCACUAAUGUCAUUGUUGUCAUCGUCCCUCAGCAGCUUAUCUGUGUUACCAGCAUAGUGCCUGACUGAAAAGAACAAGCCUCUGAUCUCACUGUAUUUGAAUUCUCUAAAUCAUACCCUUUUCUUAGUAACCGCUGAUGUUAUGAAAGCACUGAGAUACCUUUGUGAUUCUCAGACACAGCUUGUUAGUUGUAUAUAAGCUAAACUUCAAGCUAUAUUGCUGAUAAGGGCACUUUAUGAAGGCAAAGGUGGGCAUUAUGAGGUAUGCAUAUUUAGAACUUGACCCAGUUUGUUUGUCAGCCCACCAAGAUAGCUCACGUUGGCAAUCACCUAGUAACUGAUUUUAUGUAAAAUGUCACAUGAGAAUUAUGUUUUUUAUUCACAAACAAUGCCUCACGAUAGUGCAGUGAGAUGGCAAUGAUCUUGCUGCCUAUCUUUCAAGUGCUUUAGUUACUCAGGUCAGUGUAGAUAGUGUAUUAGACAGCAUUCCAUUCUCACAGAACUACUCCGCUGGAGGUUUCUGUCACUGACUUGGGGAAGGGAGGUUUUCAGGAAAAAAAACAUGGGUUGUUUCUCCCAAAGAGAUGUGUUUGAUUGUGGAUUCUAUAUAUGUGAAGCUGCCUGCUGACGCAGCUUUGUUUAAAAGCAAUUAUAUUCAAGAUAUUUGAGGUCGUCUCUUCACUCAAGUUACUGAUGUCACUGACUUUGAAGGGGUUAAUCACAGUGCCUGAUGGAACUACCGUUGUAGUAGCUUUCCAUGACACCCCAAAGUUUUACAUCUUAGUAAAAAAAAUUAAGUUGGUGCUACUCCUUUAAACAGCUUUUGAUACUUAGAGGUCAACUUUGAAAAGUAAUUAACUGAUCCUCUGUUCAAGGCUGCUGUUGGCCUUCUUUUCUGUCUUAUUAUAAUUACAGAUUGUUGUCCCACUGACAUCAUUGAUCGUGGACAACUGAGAUAUGUGCCCUGUUUUGUUGCACCCGCGUUGUUGUUGCGCAGUUUGUGUGCACUCAAAGAAGGAAAACACAUUUUAACCAAAAAAUUUUAUAUAUCCUUUAUGAAGACUUAUAUCAGGUGUUUGGUUUAAUGCAUCUGAGAAGUAUUUUAUAGGUUUCUAGUAGUUCUGGAUUUUACAACUUAUUCAAACACGUUUUUCACUGUUUUCACAGUCUUCUUAAUGACACCAACACAUCUUCACUUCUUUUGAAAUCACAACCUGUUUUCAUUUUAAUUGAAAUUGUAGUUAUUUGAUUAUUAUUGGGGUGAAAUGCAAUAUUUAUGUACAGAUCCAUUUGUGUAUAAUGUACAUGAAUAAAACUUUUAUGGUCUCUUAAGCAGGUGUUUUGU